UCGUUAGCUCUUGGUUGGCUUUGCCCGAGGUGGACCUUGUUCUGCCCACUAUGCUUCAUUUGCUCCCACUGUAAACGACACAGAUAAAGUAUCUUGGGUUAGUUAUAACUAUCUUUGGUUACAUCCUCUGCAAGAGCAGACGUGCUGUGUGACGUGUAGAAGGGGCGGAAGGGAUGUUUGUGUUUUGGUUCUAAAUGGGAAGUUGCAAGAAGAAAGAAAAAGGAGGAGACGUGAUCUGGGUUGUUGAAAUUAAUUCUGAAGCCCUAAAAGUGCAGUCAGACGUGCGGGACAGACACUGACCGGGGGAUCUGACCAGGCCAUGGCCAACAGGGGAGGAGCUACGAGACCCAACGGGUCUAACGCUGGGAACAAGAUCUGCCAGUUCAAGUUAGUGCUGCUGGGGGAGUCGGCAGUGGGCAAGUCCAGCCUGGUGCUCCGCUUUGUCAAGGGCCAGUUCCACGAGUUCCAGGAGAGCACCAUAGGAGCGGCCUUCCUGACCCAGACGGUGUGUCUAGACGACACGACGGUGAAGUUUGAGAUCUGGGAUACGGCGGGACAGGAGCGCUACCACAGCCUGGCGCCCAUGUACUACAGAGGGGCGCAGGCCGCCAUCGUGGUCUACGACAUCACAAACGAGGAGUCAUUUGCGCGGGCCAAGAACUGGGUGAAGGAGCUGCAGAGACAAGCCAGCCCCAACAUUGUCAUCGCUCUGUCAGGCAACAAGGCUGACCUCGCCAGCAAGAGAGCCGUCGACUUCCAAGAUGCCCGGUCUUAUGCAGACGACAACAGCUUGCUCUUCAUGGAGACGUCGGCCAAGACAUCUAUGAAUGUGAACGAGAUAUUCAUGGCUAUUGCGAAAAGAUUGCCCAAGAGUGAGCCUGCAGCCGCUGGAGUUAACAGCGGGCGGAACAGGGGCGUCGACCUAACUGAAGCCGCCCAGCCAACCAAGGCCCCCUGCUGCAGUAACUAAUGCGAUGCUCACCUACUGCAGUGACUAAUACGACCGAUGCCCGACUUCCGCUGCAGUAAACUAAUGCGACACCCCCCCACAAAAAAAACUCUGAUCUGCAGCAAUGAAAAAAGUUGAUAUCUGAACCCUCCUCCCCUUCUCCUCUCUGCAGUAACUAAUGCAAAGCAACAUCCUGGUCUAUAUUUCUCUCAACUACGCCCCACCUCUCCCCCACUGGUUCUGCUGUUACUAAUUGAGACUCCUCCCCCCUUACUCUUUUUUUCCCCUUAAUUUAGUGCUGCCUUCCCUACCCCAUUCCUCCAGACUAUUGGCUAGCAGCAGGACUAAAGGGCGGGGCUCCUGUGAUUUGAUCUCUCCUCUCCUGGGAUAGACUGUUUCUAAUACGCAAUCUCUCCAUGUCCUUUUCUUGUUUUUGUUAGAUUUUUGUUUUUCACAGUUAUUCAUCGGAAUUAUGGAUGCAUGUAUCACUACAAGGCCUAACAUGAUGAUGAAAAAAAGAUAUAUAUUUUAACUUCAGUCAGUGGCACACAAAACAUCUUAAGUGAAAAGAGGAGUGUCUCCAAAAACGCUGACAGAAAAAAAAAACAGAGGGAGAGAUGAGAGGGGAAGAGAGGCUCCAAAGGUUUGUUAGGGCUAAAUCAUAAGGAAGCUAAAGAAAAAAACUGGGACUUGGGUCCCUGCUAGUUUCUCUCUCUGUUGGUCCCUCUGUCUGUCUGGCCUCCUCUUUCUCUUGUGUAACAUAUUCAUAUGCUUUCUCAACUAAACCUUUUAGUAGCACUAGAGUUGUUCCCUUCUCUCUUGGCCCCAUCCCAGGGCCUUGCCUGCUUCUAGCGUUCAGUCCCAAAUCAAACCUUAACUAACUCGUGAACCAGGGGUGUCUAACUCAUUUUGACCUGGUGGCCGCAUUUGGUCUUCAACAAGAUUCAAAACGGCCGCACUGAAAAUUGGUUUUAUUUUCUUGCCGCCAUCGUUUUUCGAAUUUUUGAUGCUCUCUCAUUGUCUAGUGAUUAUUAUCGAGCUGGACAGUCAAGAAACUGUAUGCAUGUAGGUCCAUUAUCAUUUCUAUAUAGUUUCAAAAAUAUAUAUAUUUUGUUUUUAUUUUCACUCAAACCACCCGCAGGCUGGAUUGGAACCCCUCCUGGCCGCGGGCCAUAUGUUUAACACCCCUUCCCUAAAUCCUUAUGUACUUCAUGUAGGUCUGAGAGGAUUUGAGGUUGUAAACAAUGGGGGGGGAACAUUCCACCUAGCCUAUCAGAGGGUGUAUUAGGAGCAUUAUCACUGUAAUGCUCCUAAUAGACCUAUUCAGUCCUUUCAGAUCUACACAAUUAUUGAAGGGGCUAGGGGUGGGUUUGGGAUUGGGAUUGGGCAUAGCUGUUCUAGUGGCAUUGUGCAAUGGUUCACAGUAAUUUCUCUGUGACUUCUUCAGUUACCACCACAGUAUGGCAUCGCGGCCUCUGAGACUUGUUGACUAGUAACCCCCCCCCCCCAAUUCCAAGCCUCCAGACCCCUCCCCAUCCUGUCCUGAUGGUUUCUGUCCGAGGGAGGGGAUGAUCCUGAUCUAUAUGGGCUAUGAUGUCAGCUGUCCGUUAUGUCUCAACAUGUAAUGGAUGAGAUUAGGUCAUGGUUGAGGCCUAUUGCCUGUCCAGGUAUAAACAAGGUGCUGGUUGGAGAGACAGGGGAGCAUGGUGAGGUGACCUCUGUAGGUGUCCUCUGUAGGUGUCAUUAGGAAUCCGCUGACACCAGGGCCUUCUGCGUCCCAAAUGACACCCUAUUCCCUAUGUAGUGCACUACUUUUGACCAGAGCUCGGGCCCUGGUCAAAAGUAGUGCACUACAUAGGGAAUAGGGUGCCAUUUGGGGUGUCACUCUCUUUUUCACGGACACUGAGAUCAGUCACUAUUCAUCCCCUGUUCUAUAGGAAGUGCUUUUGACACUGUCUGUCAGUGUGUGUACACAGGGGGACUGGGCUGUCUGGUGAUACAAAUAUCCUCAAAGACAACAAACACACAUGACACACACACACUGUGUACACACACAUACACACAGGUUUAUUUCUCUCCCAACCCUGCUAGAUCUAAUUACCAUAAUAUAACACACCUAACCACAAGCUAAAACAUACACUUUUUUGUGUUAUUUUUAAACUCUGGACCCCCCCCCCCACCCCUCUCUCCAGGUCUGUCUUCCUCAUGCCUUGCACUAAUGACGCUCAUGAAUAUAUCUUGUCAUAAUUACAGCCAGUGUGAUAUAAAUAUAUUUAUAAAUAAUAUGCUGUAAAUAGGGUAAUUGACAGGACUAAUGCUUGCUAGGGAGUUGUCUAGAUAAUCAUUAAAUAACAAAAUACUGUACAGUUAGCACAAAAAAAAACACUUUGUAUGGGUUUGGAGUUUUUUUUUCACACACAAAAAAAUCUAUUCUACUCGAUGGUGGUCUUUAUAAAUGUGUGUAGUGUUGUUAACCAAAAAAUGUACUUGCAUUUCUUUAGUGGUCUGUCUUAUGUUUUUUUUUCAAGAAAAACUGGAUUUUUUUUGGUUUUCUAUUUUUUAAUAUUCUCUCUCGCAUUUCAUUAAUAAUUUUGUUAGCGACCUAAAGCUAAGAAUCCCUGUCCAAUACUCUUUGUCCCACUAGAACUGAACUCACACACCAUACACUGUCUGGGUGUUGAAUCCCUGUCGCGGGAACAGAUCGGAUUGACAAAACCGUCCGCCUGUCUCAUAACGUCUCAGUAAGAAUGUAACAACGUUGUAGGAACAAUGUAACAACAACAGUAGUAGUAGUAGUAGUAGAAUAAAAAGAGACUGUUCUGUUCUACUGUUGGUACUAGCUGGUGGAUCAUGAUGAUGAUGAUGAAUAAAUGGAUUAACUCAUAGGGAUGUACAUUGUUUGUUGUUGCUGUGGAAAGUUAAUUGCAGAUGGGGAAAAAAAUAACAAAUGCAAGCAUUUUACAGUACUGUUAAAUAAUGACCAAAUAAAUACAGAAAUAAAAUGUAGAAUUUA
This is a messenger RNA of Salmo salar (Atlantic salmon), 3962 nucleotides long. RefSeq names its product ras-related protein Rab-5A. NCBI's taxonomy places the organism in Eukaryota, Metazoa, Chordata, Actinopteri, Salmoniformes, Salmonidae. Gene Ontology annotation, molecular function: GTPase activity; GTP binding. The record is from RefSeq and is a predicted model, not a curated record.